AGACCUGCGUUUGUCACUUGGCCCAGAUCACCUAGACACGAUCCGUCCAGACAGCUUUUGCGCCGGUAUGUACAAGUCAGGCAGUCUGCGCAUUCGAGGUCAGCGGCUGCUUAUGAAUGGCCUCUGGGGAGACUUGGACCGUGUCGACCGCUGAAUGUCCACGCCGUUCCAAUGGACAUCACUUCGGACAGGACAGGACAAAACCAGCCACCACGGAUUGUCCUGCCUUUGGCGUGAGUUUCCCUCAGCUGGGAUGCGUGAAAGAACACGAGGAUGGAACCACACAACUUGCCAUCGUGCACCAUUUGGUCUGGAUGCGAACAUGGUCCUUCUUCUCGAAUGCACGUCGAGUUUCCCCCGUAUUCACGCUUCAAAUCCGUUUUAUCGCGAAUUUUCACUCUCCAAACAGAAUAGGGUAACCACUAGAAAGCUCCAGCAAGAUUAUCAUCGAGCAUAUCCUCUCCAUCCGUGCAGGAGCUGUAAUCCAAGCGCCCCAGAAGAAGGAGCACAUACGAUCCGCGACGGAUCACAGCAGGAGAAGUCACGACGGACAAUGGAACUGCACUGCUGCGACCGAGCCCAAGUGGGAAUGCCAACCGGUGCCGACGGGGCAACUGAACGACCCCCUUUCAGCCCGGAUUGGCGUUCCAUGGCAGGCGAGAAGGAGAAUCUAUGGGCAGGCAGGGGCGCUCCGUGAUCCGCUUUCAACCACCGAUCUUGUCUAGAAGGAGCGUGUCAUUCUGGUCACCUGCUCGUGAGGACUCGUCUAAACAGCCUUCU
Molecule: messenger RNA, 780 nt
Organism: Microdochium trichocladiopsis
Lineage: Eukaryota; Fungi; Ascomycota; Sordariomycetes; Xylariales; Microdochiaceae
Exons: 1
Coding region: 155-697 (180 amino acids)
Source: RefSeq, a predicted model, not a curated record